AGUGCAUUCCACCCUUCAAAGGUUACAAAACAACAGCAUCGGCAUAUCAUCUCUCGCUAUAAAUAUCCCUCUCACACUUCCAGAUUCUUCUCUACAUAUAUCCAUACCAACAUUUUUACCGCCACAAGAUAAUAUAGUCAGAGAGAAGAGAAUGUCGUCUUGGGUGUUGGAGUAUGCUUCCAAAGACAACGACAACAGCAGCAGUCGUGAUGAUGUGGAUGAAAAGUUUGAGCUGCUCGGAGCUGCUUCUGAUCCCGCCGAUUCCGAUCUCUCUCUCACCAAUGAUGCUUUCCUCCGUGCCGCCGUCUCCCUCAAAGAUCAGGUGGUGGAGAUGACGUGGAGACGCCGAGGAGCUGAAGGGAGCUUGGACCCGACUGUAUACACUGGACUGAUGGGGACGGCAUUCGUGUGCCUUCGCUCUUAUGAGGCUACCGGAGAUCGCCGCGAUUUGCAGCUCUGCGCUGAAAUCGUCGCCGCCGCAGCUCAUACAUCCAACAGACAUGUUACCUUCCUCAGUGGUAGAGGAGGGGUUUAUGCACUCGGGGCCAUUUGUGCGAAUUACUCUGGUGACGAAGAGAAGCGUGGCUUCUACUUGAACUGCUUCCUAGAGAUGGCACAAGAGAAAGCCCUUCCGGUUGGACCCGAAGAAGGUGGAUUUGGGAUGUCGUACGACCUUCUUUAUGGUCGGGCUGGAUUCCUGUGGGCUGCUCUGCUAGUGAACAAAUACUUGGGAGAUCUAACAGUCCCUAGUGAUCUUCUCAUGGGCGUCGUUGCAGCGGUGCUAGCUGGUGGCCGGGCCGGUGCUUCAGAUAACCCAGCUUGCCCGCUCAUGUACAGGUGGCACGGAACCAGGUACUGGGGUGCAGCUCACGGCCUUGCUGGUAUUUUACACGUGCUGUUGCACUUCCCCUUGUCCGAAGAUGAUAUGAAGGAUGUCAAGGCGACUCUGAGAUACAUGAUGAGCAACCGUUUCCUGCACAGUGGGAACUAUCCUGUGAGCGAGGGAAACCCGAGGGACAAGCUCGUCCAGUGGUCUCACGGAGCUGGUGGGAUUGCUAUAACCUUGUGCAAAGCAUCAGAGGUGUUCCCGAGCGAUAGGGAAUUUCGUGAUGCAGCCAUUGAAGCUGGAGAAGUUUUGUGGAAGAGCGGCUUGGUGAAGAAGGCAGGGCUGGGAGACGGUGUUGCUGGGAACGCUUAUGCGUUCCUGUCCCUAGCCCGGCUGACGGGGGAGACCAUAUAUGAGGAACGAGCCAAGGCAUUCGCGAGCUACUUGUAUCACAUUGCCGGUGGUGGAGACGAGCAUACCUACUCCCUCUUUCAAGGGGUGGCUGGGGCGGCUUGCGUGUGGUUCGAUUUGCUCGCGCCAGAGAGGUCCCGAUUCCCAGGAUAUGAGAUCUAAGAUGUUGGUUGGACGCGCAUUUGUGAAACUUAAUGAGUCUAGUUUAUGGUGUUUGGCUGCGUACCAUGACUUGUAUAGAAAUCAAAUCAAAUCAAAUCAAAUAGUAGUAUUACUAUAACCAAAAGAAGUAGCGUUGUCAAUUUUUGCCUGGAACUAAAUCAAUUUUAUACAGCCUAAUUAACUGAAAAA
Messenger RNA from Salvia splendens (bonfire salvia), 1588 nucleotides. It is a transcript of the gene GCL1, whose product is annotated as GCR2-like 1. Gene Ontology annotation, biological process: carbohydrate metabolic process; peptide modification. Bases 152 to 1399 code for a protein of 415 amino acids. The transcript is spliced from 5 exons. Gene Ontology annotation, cellular component: plasma membrane. The record is from RefSeq and is a predicted model, not a curated record. Lineage: Eukaryota; Viridiplantae; Streptophyta; Magnoliopsida; Lamiales; Lamiaceae.